Pyricularia pennisetigena is the source of this 102-nucleotide messenger RNA. RefSeq lists its product as uncharacterized. Bases 1 to 102 code for a protein of 33 amino acids. Lineage: Eukaryota; Fungi; Ascomycota; Sordariomycetes; Magnaporthales; Pyriculariaceae. The transcript has a single exon. The record is from RefSeq and is a predicted model, not a curated record.
AUGACGUUUUGUGCACGGGCGGGAGUGUCCGCCCGCACCGGUCAAGGUCCAACCUGUCUAGGCACAUUUGUGUGCGACAACCUACCAUCCAAGCUAGCAUAA